AUGAGUCAGCCGGACGGACAGAGUCUUGAUGCUGUGGAUUUACCGCCAAAAAUGGCGGAAGUGAAGCUCACUGAGGCUGGAAUUGCUGCCCCUAUUGGCUCACCAUCACCAAAAAGUCCGAGGUCCAAAGGCACUCCAAACCCUGCGAAAGGCAAAGGUGAUGCAGGGAAAUCGAAGCAGAUACACACACAAGCAGCACCAAAAGGCGCACCCCCUGCAGUCAUUCCACUACCAGAUUUCGUGCUGGAACGAAACCAAUUCUUCGAUGAGCUCAAGAAGAAGUACGAUGAAGAACUUUCAACAAGACCCAAACCAGAGAUCAAGAUUACUCUCAGUCCUGGUUCUGUUGAGGAUUCAAUACUCAUUGGGAAGGCUUGGGAGACCACGCCAGGCCAGCUCCUCAAGCAUCUUCCAAAGGACGUUGCUGCUGAGAUUGUCAUUGCCAAAGUUGAUGGAAAGCUCUGGGAUCUCGACAGACCCCUCGAGCAGGACAGUAAGGUUUCGUAUCUGACAUUUAAGGACAAAGAAGGCCGUGAUGUCUUUUGGCACUCCUCUGCUCAUGUACUGGGGGAAGCUGCAGAGCAUGAGUAUGGAUGUCGACUGUCUCAUGGCCCUCCGACGGCGAUGGGGUUCUUCUACGAUAUGGCUUUGGAAGAAGGGCGGGCUGUGAAAGAGUCUGAAUGGCCAUCUAUCGAGGCCAAGGCCAAAAAGUUCUUCAAAGAGAAGCAGCCAUUUGAACGGUUGGAGGUCUCGAAAGACAACCUGCGCAAGAUGUUCGGAUACAGCAAAUACAAGAUGCAUUACAUCGAAAAGUUUGUUGCGGAUGGCGAAAGCAGCACAGUAUACCGAAAUGGAACACUUGUGGAUCUAUGUGCAGGCCCUCACAUCCAGAAUACUAAGAAGAUCGAAGCUUUCAAGAUCAUGAAGAACUCAUCCGCAUAUUUCCUAGGCGACCAGAGCAAUGAUUCUCUCCAGAGGAUACAUGGCGUGGCUUUUGGCAAAAAGGAGGAACUGAAGCAAUGGGAGCAUUACCUGGAAGAAGCCAAGAAGCGAGACCACCAGGAGAUUGGCAAGAAUCAAAAGCUGUUCAUGUUCAGUCAGCUUUCCCCUGGCUCACCAUUCUUGCUGCCCCAUGGCACUCGCAUAUUCAACGCCUUGCAAAACAUGCUCCGCGAGGCUUACUGGGAUCGAGGUUACCAAGAAGUGCAGUCUCCAAACAUGUACAACGUGGAGCUCUGGAAGACAUCCGGUCAUUGGGACCACUAUCAGGACAACAUGUUCAAAGUCCAUGUCAAGGAACACGCCUCCGCAGAUGCCAAAGUUCAGCCCACUGUACCUGGAGCUAAAGCUAUAGAAGUGGACCAAGACAAAGACACUUUCGGCCUCAAGCCAAUGAAUUGUCCAGGUCACUGUCUCUUGUUUCGAAACGAAGAGCGCUCAUACCGCGAACUACCGUGGCGAGUAGCCGACUUCGGCGUUCUCCAUCGCAACGAAGCGUCCGGCGCUCUCACCGGCUUAACCAGAGUGCGAAAGUUCCAACAGGACGACACCCACAUUUUCUGCACCCAAGACCAAAUCACGCAAGAGAUCGAAGCACUGUUCGACUUUCUCUCCUUCGUCUACGGCCUAUUCGGAUUCCCCUUCAAACUCAAGCUCUCCACCCGACCAGAAGGCUACAUGGGCAGUCUUGAGACCUGGAACGCGGCCGAAGACCAGCUGCGCGAAGCCCUGAAGAAAUUCCGCGGCAACGACUGGGAACUUAACGAGGGUGAUGGCGCCUUCUACGGCCCCAAGAUAGAUAUUACUAUCUCUGACGCUCUGCAUCGUGAAUACCAGUGCGCGACCAUCCAGCUCGACUUCCAGCUCCCUCAGAACUUCAAACUCGAAUACAUGACCGGCGAUUCAGGCGGCCACAAAGUCGCUGCUGCUGCUCCUGCUGCCGCCGUCGACAACGAAAAGCCCGACUCCAGCACCAGCAAGCCAGCCGCCAACGGUGAAAACGAAUCCCAAGCCCCGAAUGAAAAGGAACCAUCCACCACCAGCCGGGACACACUCGCGCCCGGCCGCGCCCGGCCGGUGAUGAUCCACCGCGCCAUCAUCGGCUCCUUCGAGCGCUUCAUCGCCAUCCUCACUGAGCACUUCGCCGGCAAAUGGCCCUUCUGGCUCUCGCCGCGCCAGAUCCUCGUGGUGCCGGUCAUGAAGGGCGCCGAGGACUACGUGCGCGAGAUCCAAUCCAUCUUCCACCGCGCCCGCAUGUACGUCGACGUCGACCUCAGCGGCAACACGCUGCAGAAGAAGAUCCGCACCGGACAGCUGGUCGGCUAUAAUUUCAUCUUCGUGGUGGGAGCGGAAGAACAGCGUUCCCGCACCCUCAACAUCCGAAACCGCGAUGAUCCGACCACGCAGAAACUGGGGGCCAUGGUGCCGCUCGACGAGGCGUUGAGGAAACUCAAGGACCUGCGGGACCAGAGACGCUUGGUCAAUUCGUUGGAUCCGUGA
Messenger RNA from Endocarpon pusillum Z07020, 2499 nucleotides. RefSeq lists its product as uncharacterized. The record is from RefSeq and is a predicted model, not a curated record. Gene Ontology annotation, biological process: threonyl-tRNA aminoacylation. Lineage: Eukaryota; Fungi; Ascomycota; Eurotiomycetes; Verrucariales; Verrucariaceae. The transcript is spliced from 2 exons. Gene Ontology annotation, cellular component: cytoplasm. Gene Ontology annotation, molecular function: threonine-tRNA ligase activity; ATP binding. The coding region runs from base 1 to 2499 and encodes 832 amino acids.